GUCAACAUUAAAAACAGUUCUCGCAAUUUGUGGUGAAUUGGAAAAUAGUAUUUCUUUUAUUAUACGGGAACAUUUAUCUUCUAAGCCAAACAAGACAUUAACUGCAACAAUUGUGCGUACAUCUGGCCAUAGUUCACGUCCCUACCGGUUCAGUCCAUCCGUGGUUCGGCCGGAACGGAACGCAUUCCGAAGUAGAAUGAAGAUCCACUUUCGCGAGCAAUAUGGAUCAACAGGAGAGGAAAUUCUCUACGUAACACCUGAUAAUCAAAAUUCCGUAGUUCGAGUCAAUGUAAAAGGAGAGAAACCAAAAAUUCGGAAACGACUAAGCUUGAAACGAUUUUUCCAGAAUCUAUUUCUACCCGCAGGGUAUCCAGACAGUGUCAGUAGUGACUAUUUGGCUUACCAGAAAUGGGAUACUGUACAAGCAUUCUGCAGUACGAUUAGUGGGACUUUGACCACUCACUCCAUUUUGAAAGGUGUUGGAGUUGGUAGUGAUAUGGCCAAUCCGUUGUCUGCUACUAUUACCUGGGUACUAAAAGAUGGAAUGGGUCAUUUUGGUCGAAUCCUGUUCGCUUGGUGGAAAGGAACCGAACUGGAUAUGGAUUCGAAAAAGUGGCGUAUUCGGGCCGACAUUCUGAACGACAUGGCCAUGGCAGUCGAUCUGUUUGUGCUGCCCGCCUACCCGGAAGAAGCAACUUUCAUUCUCUGUGCAACGACCACUAUGAAAGCGAUCGUCGGUGUAGCCGGCGGUGCAACACGAUCCGCAUUGACCCAACAUCACGCCAUUCGGGGUAAUUUGGCCGAUGUUGCUUCGAAGGAUAGUGCACAGGAAACCUGUGUCAAUUUGAUCGCUUCGUUUGUAGGACUGUUCCUGUUGACCCACGUGCAGGAGCAAAGGGUUCUAUAUGGUUUGUUUUUGUUUGCGAUUCUUCUGCAUCUCUACGCUAACAUCAAAGCAGUGAAAGCCGUAUGUUUGCGCACUUUCAAUGAGGCACGGUAUCUGAUAACUCUAGAGGAAUAUUUUAAGUCUGGCACGAUCCUUUCCCCGGAACAAGUGAACAAACUGGAACGAGUUACAAUCGGUCAAACGGUUUCUCUCACCGCUCGAGUCAAGAUCGGAUGCUCUGCUCGGGAUUUAGCGCAAUACUAUCGCAAUUGCUACGAUCUAGAAAAUGUGAUCGCUUGUUUCGAUUCGCGGGAAAAGUUUAUCAUUUCGGAAACUCGUUACUACGUUGGAGUGUAUUUGCACUUCACUGUCAAACCGUUGGAUAUUAUCAAGUCAUAUUUUUACGUGGCUUCGUAUCUACAAGACAAAAAUCAGUUGCGUGAUCGUUACUGGGAAAUUCAAAAUAAAUGGAAUGAAUUUCUGAACCUGGCCCAGUGCGAAGGAUGGAAUGUUCAAGCCCAUCUUCUGAAGGCCGACGAAUACCGAUUAGAUUGGAGGAUAUAAAGGAUUCGCUCGAUCAUGGAUAGCAACUAUACUGGACUCUUAACGAAAGAGUUUUUGAUUUGAACCGAUCGUAGCAUUGUUGAACACGGACAUAACAUGAGCAAUUAACACAUUUUUCAAAAUCUUCAGAUUUGUAACUGAAACGUGAGCGACUUUUGGGGUGCCAAAUAAGCAAUCUAGUCUCAAUUAUUUCAUCUAAGAAACGCAAUGCAAGCAAGCUGGACCAAAUUACCGAAAAAAAAAGUUCAAUCUAAGAAGUACCGAGAACGAGACAUCGAAAAAUACCACAAAAGAACAGGGUUUCGUUGCGUCAAUAUCAAUGAGAAAAAUUUUAGAUACGCAUCGUUGUGCUACUAAGCGAAACUAAACACACAAAAGAAACUAUUUUUCUAAACAUUCCAAUUAGUGAGAGUGCUUUAAUCUAAAGAACAAUAUCAUAGUUUAUAGUGUAGGGUCAAGAUUUAUCAAUAGCACACCAUUUUAAAAACUGUUUACGGUGCUGUACACCGACCGGCUUCAGACGCAGUAGAGAUCGAUUGUUUCAAGUAAAGGCGAAAUUCACCGCAGUCGAUGUAACAACUUAUGUUACCAUUACACUUUGCAUUCUGCUUCCUUAGGUUUUAUUAUCAAGCAAAAUCCGUACGAGAUUGUCGCGUAUGGUGAAUUUUUAAUCAUAUCACAACAACGACUCCAUCCAAAUACGGUUGGCCGCAGUAGAGAUUCGUAGUUGCAAAUGCUAUUCGAUUUCGGGUAGUUAAGUAUCAGAUCUCUGUAGCACACACACGCUAAAUGUAAUUCAUAUAUCAAGAAUGAAGAUUUCGUUAAGCUUCACUUCCAUUAGACAAGCACAAAUGUAAGACUCGCGAAAUCAAUUUUAAAAGAUAGAAGUUAGAAUAACGAUUGCUUUUAGUGAAACGAAAAACACGCUCGAUGAAAUUUUAGGCUUGGUUUUGUACCUCGCAUGCGUUUUAUACUUCCUUGAGUCGCUUAUAAAUUUUUAAUGCAGCUAA
Messenger RNA from Malaya genurostris, 2460 nucleotides. RefSeq names its product RUS family member 1. NCBI's taxonomy places the organism in Eukaryota, Metazoa, Arthropoda, Insecta, Diptera, Culicidae. The record is from RefSeq and is a predicted model, not a curated record. The transcript has 5 exons. Bases 197 to 1450 code for a protein of 417 amino acids.